AUGGCAAGGAAGCAGACAUCCCACUCACUCACGGUCAAACACCCGAAGGUCAAAGUCCAGGUCAACAUGCUCGAGUUUGUCGUCUCUCUCAAAGAUGGAGUCGUGUCCUCUGAGGCUCGCAACGUCCCUAUCCCUGAGCCUGCCGACGAUGAGGUCUGUAUCAAAGUCGUGGCGACCGAUUCAAACCCGAAGGACUGGAAGUUUGCCGCACGACUGACAAUAAACGGAGGGGACGACAUCGCUGGCAUCGUCCACAAGGUCGGAUCGAAAGUCUACGACUUCAAGCCUGGCGACCGCGUCGCUGCCUUCCACAAGAUGACCUACCCGGGCGGGUCGUAUGCCGAGUACGCGGUUGCACCGUCCACGACGACCUUCUUCCUACCUCCCUCCAUAUCGUUCGAGUCCGGCGCGACGCUUCCACUGGCCAGCAUGACCGCGGCGUUGGCCCUUUACCAAGGUCUGAAGCUUCCUCUACCCUGGACGCCGGUGCCCAAAGGUCAACACCUGCCGGUGCUGAUCUACGGUGGGUCGUCCGCGGUGGGCGCGUACGCUCUCAAGUUCGCAAAGCUCAGCGGCCUCCACCCCAUCAUCACCGUUGCCGGCUCCGGUAUCGACUUUGUCCGCUCCCUAGACUGCGCAGAUUACAUCGUCGACUAUCGACGGGGCAACGUUGCGGGGGAGAUCAGGAAGAUCCUAGACGACGCGGCGGAGGGCGGUCCUCUGAAGCUGCGCCAUGCCUUCGACGCCAUCUGCGAGCACGGCAGCUGGGACCAUAUAUGCGAAGUGCUCGACAAGGACGGUCCGUCUCCAGGGCAGCUCAACAUGGUGGAUCCACCUACGCCGGUGCCUCAAUGGCCCCAAGGGAUCGAGAUGAAGAGGACCUUCGUCUCGACUGCAUAUGGAGUCAAGCACAGUCUGUGCAGUGACGAGGAGGCCGCGCGAGACAGGGACUUUGCGUACGUCUUUUACAGGUACAUGAGCCUCCUUAUGGCCGAGGGGAAGUUUGAGCCACACCCGUACGAAGUCCUGCCAAAGGGCUUGUCGUCUGUCCAAGAUGGAAUUCAGGCCUUAUAUGACAGAAAGGUUUCGUCGAAGAAGCUGGUCUACAGAAUCGCGGACACUCCGGGGCUUGAAAAGUAUCAGUAA
This is a messenger RNA of Exophiala spinifera, 1146 nucleotides long. RefSeq lists its product as uncharacterized. Gene Ontology annotation, molecular function: oxidoreductase activity, acting on NAD(P)H. Bases 1 to 1146 code for a protein of 381 amino acids. The transcript has 4 exons. The record is from RefSeq and is a predicted model, not a curated record. Lineage: Eukaryota; Fungi; Ascomycota; Eurotiomycetes; Chaetothyriales; Herpotrichiellaceae.